Molecule: messenger RNA, 9631 nt
Organism: Salmo salar (Atlantic salmon)
Lineage: Eukaryota; Metazoa; Chordata; Actinopteri; Salmoniformes; Salmonidae
Product: solute carrier family 41 member 1
Biological process (GO): monoatomic cation transport
Cellular component (GO): plasma membrane
Molecular function (GO): monoatomic cation transmembrane transporter activity
Source: RefSeq, a predicted model, not a curated record
GUUUAUACUGUAGAUGCGCAUGUAGCGGCUCGCAUGGUUCUUCUGAAUGGAACAAUGUGACGGUCGGAAAGUGACAGCCUUAACCAGUCGGGGUUAAAGAUUAAGCCUGGUACGGGCCGUUACCGUACAUAAGGCAUGCACACCUGCGCCCACACAGGCUGCAGCACACAUUAUAACCGAGUGCAGGAUAUGAGACAACCGUUGUGUGGCGUUCAGCAGUGCCCUCUGUUCUGCUUCUGUUUGGAGUUCUCUCGUCUCCUCUGUGGACCUACGCGUUUUAGGAGAACCGUGGCCAGAGCGCUGGAGGAUAAGUACUUUUCCGCAGUACAGUAACUCUAUCCGUGCUGCAGAUCUUUAAAUACUCCUCAGAAAUAACCACGUGGUGUAAGGUGAGACCUUCCCAGCCCCGGACACCGACUGGCGCGAGCUAGUCUAAGAGGACUGUCAGAGUGCGUGCAGGACAGGACUGCGCUCUUGGAGGACUUUCUGAAAAUAACUUCAUUUACUUUUUAAGACCAACUUUUCAAUACCCUUUGGCUACCAGACGUUAUUGACCAGGUUAUGCUAUCAGAGAACAUUGACCAGAUAACAAUUUGUAUGUUUCUUUGUUUUUGCUAUCUUUUUGGAAAAUAUAUGUUUCAUUCUUCUAUCCAUCUGUCUACCUUGAGCACGCAGUGAAUGGAGAACAUACUCGAGCUUCUCCCGAAGCACCGGCAAGAGGGCACGCACGCCUGGGGGAGAGCGGCGACUCACACCUGCCUUUGCAGACGCAAGAGUAGCCUAGUUGCGCCCUUGAAUCGUUUUUUUAUUACCACAUAAUUUCGCGUUCGUGACCACACCUGAGUGCCACUCACCAGCAUUUUUUAAUGGGAUAAAUUAUGUUGUGAGAUUAGGUUAUUAAAAACCGAUCAAGGGAAAUCUAAACUCAAUUAAACGUCCCACACCUUUUGGCCAUAGCUUGCCUAUAUUUCUCAUUCAGUCUACUGUCCCCAAAAGCUUCCGCAUGGUACUUUGGUCGAAAGAGCAAGACAAACCGUCGGACACUGACAUGUCAUCGGGGGCGAUAGAGAUGAAGAAGGAGGUGGUGGCACCAGCGUACCUCCACUCCAACGGCUCCGUUCACCCAGCCAUCCUCACCGAGGACCCCGAAGAGAUGAGACCUGAGGAGAGGGGCGAGUACGAGCUCACGGAGGUGACAUCCGUCGCGGACAGGUCUGGUGAACCGGGAGAUGAGGACCGGGAGAUAGUGGUGAUAGACUGUAGGGCGAAUGCCAAGGGCCAGCGCGAGGAGGACGCUCUCCUGGAGAACGCCAGCCAGAGCAAUGAGAGUGACGACAUAAGCACUGACCAGAGCCCAGAGCCACCGGCGCCAUUGAAGGAGACCUCCUUCUCUAUUGGCCUCCAGGUGGUCUUACCGUUCCUGCUGGCCGGGUUCGGGACGGUGGCGGCGGGUAUGGUGCUGGACAUCGUUCAGCACUGGACGGUGUUUACGGAGGUGACAGAGGUCUUCAUCCUGGUCCCGGCGCUGCUGGGGUUAAAGGGCAACCUGGAGAUGACAUUGGCCUCCAGACUGUCAACAGCAGCCAAUGUUGGUCAGAUGGACUCAGCCAAGGACAUGUGGAAGAUGAUCGUUGGAAACCUCGCCCUCAUCCAGGUCCAGGCCACAGUAGUAGGGUUCCUGGCAUCCAUCGCAGCAGUGAUCUUUGGCUGGAUCCCAGAGGGGAACUUUAGACUGGGACAUGCUAUCCUGCUGUGUGCCUCCAGUGUGGCUACCGCAUUCAUCGCCUCUCUGAUACUAGGGAUCAUUAUGAUUGGUGUGAUCAUUGCAGCCAGGAAGGUGGGCAUCAACCCUGACAACGUGGCCACGCCCAUCGCUGCCAGUCUGGGAGACCUGAUCACCCUCUCUCUUCUGGCUGGCAUCAGCACAGGAUUGUACAAGGAGCUAGAGUUUAACGACUAUGCCAACCCGUUGGUGUGUGCUGUGUUUGUGGCGCUGACCCCUCUGUGGGUUCUGAUCGCUCGGAGGAUCCCGUCCACCAGAGAGGUGCUCUACUCAGGCUGGGAACCUGUCAUCAUCGCCAUGGCAAUCAGCAGUGUUGGGGGUCUGAUCCUAGAUAAGACUGUGUCCAACCCCAACUUUGCUGGUAUGGCUGUCUUCACUCCUGUUAUCAAUGGUGUGGGAGGUAACCUGGUUGCAGUGCAGGCCAGUAGAAUCUCCACCUAUCUGCACAUGAACGGUAUCCCAAUGGGAGAGCCUGACCCCAACCCCAGGAAAUGCCCCACUCCCUGCACCUCCUUCUUCGGCUCCAAUGUGAACUCUCGUUCGGCACGGGUGCUCUUCCUCCUGGUUGCUCCAGGUCACCUGGUCUUCCUCUACACUAUCAACUCCAUGCAGGGAGGACACACCACUCUAACAUCCACAUUCAUUGCCUUUUAUAUGGCAGCUGCUCUACUGCAGGUGUUGAUCCUGUUGUACCUGGCUGACUGGAUGGUCCACUGGAUGUGGAGUAGGGGGAUGAACCCUGAUAACUUCUCUAUUCCUUACCUAACGGCCCUGGGAGAUCUGCUGGGGACCGGCUUCCUGGCCCUCUGCUUCCAUGUGCUCUGGCUCAUUGGAGACAGAGACACCGACGUGGGAGACUGAACACACACACACACCUGGACAGCAUACAUACACGGCAUCAACGCCAGAACACCGGAAACAACCUGAACAACGGAACUGUACAGUAUCUCCCUCUAGACAUCUGAACCACAGAACAGCUGAAUGACUUUCAGACCCAGAUCUAAUCCCUGACCCUUUGACCCCCACCUCCCCCUCCCCUCCCUGGGUCUCAGACUACUCCACUCUUUCUUUAUUUGACUAAAUAAGAGAGUUCUACUACUAUUGUUUUUUAUUAUUAUUACUACAAUGAUUAUGAUUAUUAUUGGUAAUAGUGAAUUUGAUAUGAAUCGAUAUUUGUUAUAUCAUUGGGAAGAUUAAUCCUCAUUAUUUUCAAUGGGGACAUUCUCCCUUGGGCCAGUCACGUUGGCCGCAUUUGUAAAGAUGAGAUAUAUUUUAAAGACUUGAAAUGAAGACAGACAGCAAAAAAACUCACACAAGCCUAGAAUGCUUUAUCACCAAGUGCUAUAUAUAUAUAUAUAAAGAGAUUAAUUAAUGAUGAGAUAUGGGGCCGAUUCCGACCCGAGUUAAGCGCUAGUAAAUGGAAGGUCAUUUUCUCUGUAUGCGUAUUCUGACCUUGAAUUUAAGCAUGAGAAUAACGUGAUAUUCACCCGCUAUUCGUUCAGGGUGGAGAUCUAAGAAAUGAAGGUGUGUACACCGUAUUCUGACCUUGACCACCUUUACACGCGAGGAAACCAGGAGUAAGGUUGGGGGAACCUGCCGGUUCCAAGUGGAAAAAGCGUCUACUUUCUUUUUUCCGAUAGAAAUAACAGCUUUCUCCAUGCACUAUAAUUUAUAAAUUGAUAAAAACUAGAUAAAUGAGUAAUCCAUUUGGAGAAGGGGAUUGUAAAUACACACAGCAAUUGUUUUAGAUGAUUUUUCCUUAUGAUCCGUGGAGACGAAUAUGAAACCAGUUGUAUGGAAACAAACUGAAAAUCAUAUCAACAUGACACAGUGAAGUAGGCUAUAAAGGAAGUAGGCUAUAAAUAGAUGUGCUGUUAUUCCAGUUUCAUUGUGUGCCUCCAUAAUUUGCGUAGAUGAAAUUUGGAGAUCCAAGCUAAAGGCUUCUGUAGGGCUGAACCUGCCCACUUGAUAUAAGCGCUUUAAAAUGUUUUAAUUAUAUCCCCCGGCUUUUCUCCAUUUUAUUUUACAAUUUGUAUCAUGUUAAAUAUUAGCCACUAUCGGGAGCCACAGUCACAUACAUUUAGAACUGUCACUUUAGUGUUAGUUCUUCAGUUUGUACCCUUUGCAUCAUUCCAUUCUGUUGACCUUUCUCUCCUCUGUCACGUCUGUGUAGUUGUUCCUGAGGGUCUCUAGCAGUACUGGAUCAUAUUAGGUUAAUGCUGUCCAAUAAUUAGGGACACGUAGCCUAUUAGAAUCACUAUGGAACUCAAACCACACGUAGCAGUUUAAACCUGGAGCCUUGUUCACGAUGACUUGACCAUAGUCAUACAGUUCCAAUAUUUGUUAUUAAAUGUUUUAUUUAUUUUUAUGUUACCCCUUUUGCUCCCCAAUUUCGUGGUAUCCAAUUGAUAGUUACAGUCUUGUCCCAUUGCUGCGACUCCCGUACGGACUUACUCGUUCAAGGGAGAGGCGAAGGUCGAGAGAGGUGCGUCCUCCGAAACACAACCCAACCCUUGACACAAUGCCCGCUUAACCCGGAAUCCAGCCGCACCAAUGUGUCGGAGGAAACACCGUACACCUGGCGACCGUGUCAGCGUGCAUUGCGCCCUGCCCGCCACAGGAGUCGCUAGAGCGCGAUGGGACAAGAACAUCCCUGCCGGCCAAACCCUCCCCUAGCCCGGACGAAGCUGGGCCAAUUGUGCGCUGGCCCAUGGGUCUCCCAGUCACGGCCGGCUGCGACAGAGCCUGGACUCGACCCAGGAUCUCUAGUGGCACAGCUAGAAUUGCGAUGCACUGCCUUAGACCACUACGCCACUUGGGAGGCCACCUUCCAAUAUUUAAUGGAUGGUACUUGAUUCAGGAUAAAUCAAACUACUGUAUUUUUGAUUAAUCAAUAUAUUUAGUGUGUAAAGGCUCUCCAAACCAGUGUUUUUCUUAUGAUUCAAACAUACUUUCCUAACCCUAAAAUGUGCCCAAAUAAUCUACAUGAUCACAGUAUUUCUAAAUCUACCAGUUGGUGCUGAAAAGGAGACGAAUAUGCAUAUACAAUUCCGGUCAAACAUUUUAGAAGACCUACCUAGAAGACUUCCUCCUCCAUUUUUCAAGGGUUUUUCUUUAUUUUUACUAUUUUCUGCUUUGUAGAAUAAGAGUGAAGACAUCACAACUAGGAAAUAACACAUAUGGAAUCAUGUACUUACCAAAAAACUGUUAAACAAAACAUAUUUGAGAUUAGAGAUUCUUCAGUUGAGAUGGUUUGGGAUGAGUCGGACCGCAGAGUGAAGGAAAAGCAUCCAACAAGUGCUCAGCAUAUGUGGGAACUCCUUCAAGACUGUUGGAAAAGCAUUCCAGGUGAAGCUGGUUGAGAGAAUACCAAGAGUGUGCAAAGCUGUCAUCAAGGCAAAGGGUGGCUUUUUGAAGAAUCUCAAAUAUAAAAUAUAUUUAGAUUUGUUUAACACUUUUUUGGUUACUACAUGAUUCCAUAUGUGUUAUUUCAUAGUUUUGAUGUCUUCACUAUUAUUCUACAAUGAAGAAAAUAGUAAAAAAUAAAGAAAAACCCUUGGAUGAGUAAGUGUUCUAAAACUUUUGACAGGUAGUGUAUUUAGAUGGCUUUCUUUCGUUGAUCCCUUUAUUCUGAACCGAUGUAUUCUAAUGAGUCGGUUGACAAAAUUCAAAUUUCAAAUACACCGUAUUUAAGGGAUGUCUUAAGACAAAUGUACUGAAAACCGUAUUGAUUGAAAGCAACACAAGAAAAUCUGUUGGCCAGCUAGCGGUAGGGUUUUUAGCAGUUGAAUUAAAUGUAUUCAGCAUUCUCAAGGGAACCACGUCUGCAAAGCCCGUUUCGCACCUGCAUAAGGUAAGUCUGAAUACCAACUACUAAGAAGUGCGUAGGAAAGGCGCGCGUACAAAAGGCAUAUAUUUCCUAAGUCGGAAUCGGUCCCUAUGUGAAUUAUGUUUGAUGAAGGGGAGUGCACAUGACCAUCCCAAUUUGCCUUCCCUUUAGAGUAGUGAUUCAGUGGGGUCUGCUGCACAGGGACCAGAAUGUAUAGACCUGAAUCCACUUAGGUAACAACCUUCCAACCCAGUCAGUAGAUGUCUGAACACUAACCUGAACAGAAACAGGAAGUGUUAACAUCUCUGGGUAGAAGUUGCCCUUUAAGCACAGAUCUUGGAUCAGCUUACCUUUCCCAAAUCCUAACCUGAACCAUUGGGGAGAGAUGAAAACAUACCUGACCAUGUAUCAGCAGUGAGAUGAAACUUCAAACUAUUCUGUGGACAGAGGUCACUAACGUGGUGCCAGUUCGUAAGGUCAGGUGCCAGGAACCUCUAUACACAAUCAUGUUUCGCACUCAGUUGGAGGGUUGUUUCUUGAAUAAAAGUCAGCCCAGUUCUUGCCAACCCUGUCCUUAGUGGUCCCUAAGGCGGCAGCGCUCCACAACUAAGCGUCAACACUUCCUUGUUCUCCCCUAAAUCCCCCUAAAGGGCUAUGAUAGUGAAAUGUCUUAAAUUAGAUUGUUGUUUCUUCUUUGUCUACUUUUUUUGCACACAAACACUUAGCCCAAAUUUCUGUCUCUAUGUUUGUCCGGCCUGCCGAAGUUUCUGGCUGGAUGAUGGUUAUGCACACACAUAGCUGAAGGAAGUUGGGGUGCUGAGGGUGCUGCAGCACCCCCUGAUAAAUCUGAGAAAACUAAAAUAAUAUUACAUUUUUUUAAUGUGUAUUCGUUGCCUCCUCCCCCCGUCAACAAGCACCCCCACCCCAAAACAUCUUCCUGCGGCCAUGCGCACAUAGGGUUCACCGAGGUUAGAGUGGCCUUACUGGGAGGCCAGAGAGAGACCAGAAAGAGAGCAGAGAGGGUAGAGACAGCUCUUAUUGAGAAAGAGGCUAUUCUAGGUGAAAUCUGCUCUCCAAAUUGUAUGACAUUUUUUCCCACCGCAAGGAAUUAGGAGAAUCUGUAAAAAAGGUGGCUUUACUUGUUUGGUGUGUUCUGAUUGGAAGGCUUAACUGGGCUUCAAUGGUUAGUGAGGAAAGACAGGAUGUCAACUGAUGUGAGAUGAACGUUAUCAAAAAUUGCAGUUUGUUGAAGGAUGAUUUGUCAAGCCAAUAUUGCCACCAUUAUGGAUAUCAUGUAACAAAAUGUCAUGUCUCUCUCGAUCUCUCUGUUAGGGAUAUUGUGUAACAAAAUGUCAUGUCUCUCUCUCUUUAUCAUGGUACAAACACAACGUCACACACAAUGUGCAGCUGACCUACAAUAUCUGCCAGGAGACACCAAGCUUCAAAACGGUCUCUUAUCCAACCCUCAUCUACCUACUGUCAGUAUAGACACUAAUUCUCUAAGCAGCAGAGCCCAGCUUGAUGGUGAAAUGCAUGUGUUAUCAUCUGAUGUUUCCUUAUCUGGUGCUUGUUAGAUUUCUAUGUUUUUAAGGGGCCAGCAGAAUGCAUGUGCAGGGCACAUAAUAUGAAUAUGCAAAACGUGUGCGUUAUGAAUUAAGUUUCCUUCUCUUUAAAAUUAUAAUUUUUUCCUGCUUAGGUUUGUGACCCAUUUUACAAAGUGUAAGUUGAGUCUGUUAGAUUUUUCUUUAACUUCAUUAUUUUUCCUAAUCCUUCUGUCAUCUUGUGUGUUGGUCAUAGAGAAUGAUUAUGUCAUGUCUAUAAUUGAGACAGCCCCAGUGGAUUAUAGUGUCACUGUGUGGAAAGUACUGUAGUAUACACAUAGACACCAGAUGGAGAGAUUGUCAUAUGUGUGAAUAUGAGACAGUGCUGUUCGCCUCUGUGCUGAUCGCCUCUCUGUUCACCAUUCCCUUCAUCUAGAUUCUAGAACCCGUAUCCAAGAUUCUGAUCUAGAACCUGUGUUUUCUAGAUUCUAGAACUUGUAUCUUCUUUUUUCUAGAACCUGGGUAUUCUAGAUCCUUUAUCCUUGGUUGUAUGAUCUAUACCUUCUGAAUACUAGAAAAUGUAUCCACGAUUCUAUUCUAGAACCUUCCCUCUGGAUUCUAAAACCUGUAUUCUUGAUUAUAGAAUCUAUACCCUCUGGAUUCUAGAACCUGUAUCCAAGAUUCUAUUCUAGAACCUUUCCUCUGGAUUCUAAAACCUGUAUCCUUGAUUAUAGAAUCUAUACCCUCUGGAUUCUAGAACCUGUAUCCAAGAUUCUAUUCUAGAACCUUUCCUCUGGAUUCUAAAACCUGUAUCCUUGAUUAUAGAAUCUAUACCCUCUGGAUUCUAGAACCUGUAUCCAAGAUUCUAUUCUAGAAAGUCCUCUGGAUUCUUGAAGCAGAAGCCUGGAUGUUAGUGAACCUGUGGCAGCUUUCUGCCCCAGCACGGGUCAGAGGUUGUGAAUACUUCUUCAGGGGGGAAGGAAUGCUUUGUCUAUUUAUUUUUAGAUGCACACAAAGCAAAUUGUACAUACUAUAUUUAUUCUAUAAAUAAGGUGUUUAUUUUUCAUUUCAUUUUGUCUCAGUUCGCUGUUUUUGUAAUUGUUUAUCACAUUUUCUUUUCUUUUUUUGUUAAUUCUUUUUUCUUGCCUCGGGCCAGUAGAGCUUCAGCGCUAACCGCGGUAGAUUAGCGGCUAAGUUAACGAACAGAACAGCGUGGUGCCUAAUAUCUCAUGAACCUCACACACCUCACAACCCCUGCCCUCAGGCAGGGGCCCAAACAUAGGAGGCCUUAACCAAUCAAGAGCCAAGCUCAAGACAUAGUAACAAAUCAGGAGCCAGGCUCACCACAGAGUAGCAUCUCUUUAAUUAGCUUUGAGUAAUAACUGAUGUAUGUUGAUUUGAUGUUGUGAAUUGUGUUGAUUUGAUGAGUGAAUGAGCAGUCUAAGAGAGAGGCUGCAUGGCUGUAAAGGCUGCAGUGUUUGGGAAUCACUGGGGCCAGAAUCUUCUAUUUAGAACAUAAAUUAAUAGAUGGAUAUUGUAAAUAGAUGGCGCUGACUAGGGCAACUCUGGGUUGGGUUAGGAACAGACUCAGUGGUGGGACGACACCGAGGUUUAGAAAGUAUAAUGGACUGAUCAACCCCGCCCUUCCGCAUAACCCAUACCCAUGUGAUACAUUACACUGUAUCUUCAGAAAGGCAUAACACACACACACACACAUACCAUACAUACAUACUGAACAUGCAUACAGAUAUACACACACAAACACACUCAUACCCCCCCUCCUCUCUCUCUCUCUCUCUCUCUGUAACCCCAUGACUGUAGUGGGGUUCUCUCUCUGCAGGACUUUCUAAAUUGCUGGAAUUAAAGGACUAUAUCAUUUCGUACCACUCUUCAGUAAUCCUAUGGUCUUCUGUGAGUCCCUCUGUCUUUGUGUGUGUGUGUGUGUGUGUGUGUGUGUGUGUGUGUGUGUGUGUGUGUGUGUGUGUGUGUGUGUGUGUGUGUGUGUGUGUGUGUGUGUGUGUGUGUGUGUGUGUGUGUGUGUGUGUGUGUGUGUGUGUGUGUGUGUGAUGCCUUUCUGAAGAUAAAAUGUUAUGUAUGACAUGGGUUAUUGACACACACACACACACAGAUGUUUGGUGCUGUCAUCUGGUUCACAACCAAAGACACACAUACACUCUGAGUCCUGGUUCUCACCGUCUUAUCAGAGACAGAACUGUCUCAGUACAAUGUAUCAGCUCAACACUGAAUCUUGGAAGACACCUGUUUUUUUGAGUAAUUCAACCUCAGUAGAUAUGGAUUUGAACAGUGAAAGAAAUGACCUAGCCUAGUGCACAAUACACAUUUAAUGAUGUUUUAUUUAGGAAUGUAAUUCUACAAUAACUACAUUAAUUAUAUUACCUCUAGGUCCCUCGUGUGAAAAUGUGUUGUCUCCAUGAGAUAAAUAAUGAAUAAAGAGUGUAAACUAAUUACUGCACCUGA